UCUCCCACUUCUCCUUCCUCUCCUCCAUAGGCGGCCGUUUUUCCUCGUCCUCAUCCCACAACCUGGAGCAUUUUCCCUCUGCAAGAUCGAAAUACCGUUUCUUGCCGCGACGAACGUAGUCCUCUCACUUCCCAUAAUUCUCCUCCUGCCACUUUCUCUGGUCCACCUCCGAGGCAUCUGAUGGCGUUCCUCCACCCGUCCUUAGAAACCGUCGCGUGUAAAUUACCCGGGCUCUCAGCAGACCCCUUCGAAGCGCCAAGUCGUGAGGUGGACCCCGUCGCGCCGGCUGACCCUCUCCUCCCCUCCCCGCAUUUCACGGACGUCGGCAGCGCCCAAGACUCGGCAACAGCAGCAGUUUUGGCGGCGGCGGCGGCAGCCAUGCAGCAGGAGUCGCUGCUGCGUCGCCAGCGCAUGGCAGCGUCUCUCUGCUCCGCGGGGUUCCCCUUCUCUUCCGCGCUCGCCUCCCCCUCCCCCCUCUCCUGGCAAUCCCGCCUCUCCAACCCCCUCCUCAACUCCUCCUUCCUCUCCUCCACAAUCGACCCGCUCGGUCCCUCCGCGGCGCAAAUGCAACUUCUCGAGUCUAUGGUCGCCGCGACCUCGCCCACCGGAACCGUUUCUUUUCUCAACUCCUCCCUCCUCUCCCAUUCGAUGAACGCAUUUACCCCCAGCGCCAAGCGCGCCGCACCCGACGCCUCCGCGAGCGACUCGAAGACGCAGCGUCCGCGGAAGCGCGGGCGUCCGUCUUACAAGGACCGCGCGGCGGCGGCUGCGGCGGCUGCUGCGGAGGUCGACGCGAAGAAGGCUGCUGCGAGGGCGGCGCUGCGCGAGUCGGCGUUCGGAAGCAGCGCAAUCGACAGCGAACACGUGACGUCCCUCGGCGAGAAUGCGGCUUCCGCACCUGCCUCACUUCCUCACCGCAGAAUGCCGCGCAUUCUCCCCCGCGCCGUCCCCAUGCGCGCGCCUCUCGUGCCCGGUUUGACGCAGGUCCCCGACUCCGCGGCCUUGAUGGCGGGGCUGCUCCCCCAUGCCAGCUCCGCCGACCUUUCCGCCGCCCUUCACGCCGCCUUGGAGCAGGCGCGCUGCCGCGCAGCUUUCGCGGAGGCCGCCGCCGCUGUGGGGCCGUCGCUGGAGCAGCGCGCGCAGCUCUGGAUGGCGCGACUCACCGCCGCCGGCGCUUGCAACGGCGCGCUGCUGCGCGGGUUUCCCGCAGUUGCCCCUUCCGCAGUUGACGCCGCAUUGUCCGCUGGUAUGCCGCUCAACCACCGAGCCGCUGUGAGCGAGGCGAAUCUUGCUGCCGCCGCUGGGCUUCUCGCCGCGAAAGGCGGCGAGGCGAGCUUCAAAGACGCUGUUUUCAGCAAGCUCGCUUUGGCCUCGCGCGCUCAGCAGCACGAUGGCGUCGACCAGUCCGAGUUGCAUGGAGUCGCGUCAGGUGCUAAGGAGCUUUCCCCGCCGGCCAAUGGCGGCGCGGGAACUGGCGGCUCGUCCGUGACUGACGUGGCAGGGAACCAACUCGCCGGCGGCGCGUCGGUGGGCGCCGUUCCUCCGCUGCCCGCGGGAGUGCUGGCCAUCGACUGGAUGUUCGGGAGCGGGCCGGCGAGCACGAAAGAAUCGCGUUUUUUGCUGCCCGAAGCGGCAGCUGAUUUGGAAGAGCACGGCGACGAGACGGCACCGUCUCUGCAAUCGCAGCUCAAGGGACAAGGCACAGCAGAAGGGCCAGCAGCAGCAGCAGCAAUGGCGGCAGCAGGAGCAGCAGGGAGCAGCAGGGGCCCGUCCCCCACCUCUACCACCUUUUUCCGGCGACAGCCGACGGACUCGUCUUCGUCCCCCCCGGCUGUUGUCGUGGCGGCGGCCUUUGAGCUGCUCGCAAAGAACAUGGGUCCCCCUCCCCCCCCUCCUCGGCCCCUCUCCUCCCUCCCUGCUGGUGUCUCUGCGUCUGCUGCUGCCGCUGCUGUUGUUGGGCGCAGCAUCUCGGAUGAGCCGAGCUCAAUGGCUGCUUCUGCGCCGCAGAUGUUUCCCCGUGUGAAUUCUCAUCCUUGUGCUGCGGCUGCUGGUGAUGCUGGCGAUGCUGGUGCUGCGAAGGGCGGCGACAUGCGGAGCGUAAUGAUGAUGGUGGAUGAAGAGCUCAGGAGCCUGCGACAGGCUGGCGCUACAGGCGCGGCUGUAGCGACAGAAUCCCCCAUGCAAGGCGUCAGCAGGAGGAACAACAGCAGCAGUGCAGCUGCUAGUGCGUACUCCAUUCCUGUGCCGGCUUACCUCGCUGUUCCUGCUGGUGCUGAUUCCAGCAAGGGAGGUGAAGCUUGCAGAAGGCAGGAGAGCAUAGCACCGAUGGAUCUCAUGCCAACCUCUGCUUCAGAUUGCCAUGUUUUGAGCCAGGCUGCUUUGGAUCUCACACUAAAGCUGUGAGACUUUGUCUGGCUAGUGCUUUUAGGGACUUGCCUUUUUCUUUGCUGUUUUUUUUUUUUUUUUUUUUUUUUUUUUUCCUUCCGUGUACUGGAAUGCAUGGCUGGCUGACUGUCGCCAUGCCCAGUGAAAUUUGCAC
Molecule: messenger RNA, 2539 nt
Organism: Closterium sp. NIES-67
Lineage: Eukaryota; Viridiplantae; Streptophyta; Zygnematophyceae; Desmidiales; Closteriaceae
Source: the annotation of a GenBank genome assembly